AUGGCGAGAAUCCCUGGUCAACAAAAUAGGACCAUUGGCACGGCGAGUCCCAAUUUCGAUACCGCCAACCCUGCCUAUAUUCGCAAAUACCUUCGAACAUACGGCCUUACUCCUCCUCGCAGAGAGACAUACGAAGUUCAGAAGACAAGAUGUCUGCAACAAUUGGCUCUCAAGACAACCGAUAUUGACAAAUUCCUCUACCUGAGCACUCUUCGCAAAAACAAUGUGCAUCUCUUCUACCGUCUGGUGACUGAUCACCUUAAGGAAUUAACCCCCUUGAUCUAUACACCUGUCGUCGGUGAAGCGUGCCAGCGAUGGUCCGAGAUCUAUCAGCAGCCUGAAGGUAUGUACCUUAGCUGGGAAGAUCGCGGCAAUUUGGCUGCUGUCAUCGCCAAUUGGCCCCAGCCCAAUGUGGAAAUCACAUGCAUAACCGAUGGUUCUCGUAUCCUCGGACUGGGGGAUCUGGGGAUCAACGGCAUGGGCAUUCCCAUUGGCAAGUUGGCUCUGUAUACCGCCUGUGCUGGUAUUAGGCCCGAGGCUACUCUUCCUCUGACCCUGGACCUGGGUACAGGCAACAAGGCCUUCCGUGAAGACCCCCUGUACAUGGGUAGUCGUCACGACAAGAUCUCUCCCGAGGAAGAGCGAGAGUUUAUGGAUGAGCUGAUGACCGCCUUGACCGAACGCUGGCCUGGGAUCGUCAUCCAAUUUGAGGAUUUCAAGAAUCCCUUCCCCGCUUUGGAGCGUUACCGACACACAUACACCUGUUUCAAUGACGAUAUCCAGGGCACCGGCGCUGUGAUCCUCGGCGGCGUCAUCAAUGCAGUAAAGCGCUCUGGUCUGCCGUGCAAGGACCACCGCGCCGUCUUCCUGGGUGCGGGAAGUGCCGGUGUGGGAGUCGCCAAGCAAAUCGUGCAAUUCUUCAUGCGCGAGGGUAUGACCGAGAAUGAGGCCCGUGCGUGCUUCUACCUAGUAGAUACCAAAGGCCUUGUCACUGCGGAUCGCGGAGAUAAACUCGCCGACCACAAGAUCUACUUCGCACGAACGGACAACAAUGGCCAGCAGUUCAAGACGCUGGAGGAAGUCAUCGAGCAUGUGCACCCGACCAUGCUGAUGGGUCUCUCCACCUUGGGGGGCGUUUUUACCCCGCAGAUUCUCAAUAAGAUGGCCGAGUGGAACACGCACCCCAUCAUCUUCCCCCUGUCCAACCCGUCGUCCAAGUCGGAAUGCGACUUCGAGAGCGCCAUUACCCACACGGACGGUCGGGCCCUCUUCGCCUCUGGCUCUCCCUUCCAGCCAUUCCUCUUCACCAACUCCGCCGGAGAAACCCGCACCUACUAUCCGGGCCAGGGGAAUAACAUGUAUGUCUUCCCUGGUAUCGGUCUUGGUACCAUCCUUUCCAAGGCUGUUGAGGUCACCGACGCCAUGAUCUACGCCUCGGGUGAAGCCGUGGCUGAAGCUCUCACGCCGGAGGAGAUCGAAUUGGGCUAUCUCUACCCCGACAUCACCCGCAUUCGCAACGUGAGCGUUGUGGUGGCCCGCAAGGUCAUCCGCGCCGCGCAAAAGGACAAGGUGGACCGCGAGAAUGCCCUCUCCAACCUUGAUGACGCCGCCCUCGACGCCUGGAUCCGAGCUAGGAUGUACGACCCGCAUGCCGAGGUUCGCUCUCUGGAGAGGGAAGUCGGAGCUCUGCUAUCCAGUCUUGGUACACCGUCCCCGGUGAACGGUCAAAGUUAUUUUGAACCGCAUUCUAGGCUGUAA
This is a messenger RNA of Monascus purpureus, 1758 nucleotides long. The record is from the annotation of a GenBank genome assembly. NCBI's taxonomy places the organism in Eukaryota, Fungi, Ascomycota, Eurotiomycetes, Eurotiales, Aspergillaceae.